UGAUUUCUGUGAGUCAGUCGUAGUAUUUGUCUUGUCCCCCACCACAGACUGACUGUCUAGUAUACUCACUACCUUCUUUAUGCCCCGCCACCAAAUCAACGCAUACCAUGUCUGUCUAUAUGCCAUCCCAUAACCCGUCGGUCGACACUUGAUUCGCAAGCCACUGGUGCGUGUGUCGUGCUUCGGCACGGGCACACCCAUACACAUCACAUCGAUAUCUGUACAUGGCCAUCCCACCCGCGUCCCUCAUCAUCUCAGCGAACGGCCCGGCCGCCACACAAGCGUGCACGUCCACCAUAGCUGCCCCAGUCGGCUCAGUACUCCUGCGUCCUGAUGGGGAGCUUUUGUGCCUUGGCCUCUUCGAAGAUCUCGGCGGCCCGGAUGAGCUGCUUCUGCACCCUCUCGUCUCGAAUGUCCAGAAUCUCAUCCUCAAAGUAACCCUGACACACACACACACAGAGAGAGAGAAGCCAGAUAUGUGCCCUACACCCACUGCAGGAUUGACGACCGGCUGUGUGUGUGUGUCGUCCUCUCCCUCCCUCACCUGGUCAGCCUCGUUGUCGAAUAUUUUCACCAGUUUGACGUCGAAGAUGAACUGCCCGUCGGGCUGCAUCUGGGAGAGCAGCCGCUCGUAGCGGUACCGCUGCAUGAAGUUGAAUGGCGCCGGCAUGAACGCCCGCUCGUCGGUGGCGAAGUAAGACAGAAUGGGGUUGUUGGCAGGCACUAUCACGCGACGACGGCCACCAGCCUGAGACAACGAACGAAGUCAAACACGACCAGACCACAUACAUACAUCGUGUGUGCGUCUGUAUCCCUCCCUCCCUCCCUCCCUGCGUGUCUGUGUGUGUGGCGUGGAUUACCCUACCCUCAUGGUAUGAAUGGCUUCCUCCAGCCCUCUGAUUGUCCUCCCAUUGCCAUGGUGCAUCAACAUUUCCCCCCUGCCAUACUUGCCCUUGAGCUCCGCCUGAGAAGAAAAGUACUGCACGGGGGCGCUCUCCCUGUCGGUCUUCAUGUAGCCCUCCACAAAGGCCGACACGAACUGACCCCAACGCGGCGUCGGCCCAGUGCCCUGCUCAAAGUCGCUGAAGAUGACGCCUGACUUGGUGAUGAAUCCGUUCUUGGGCGCAGGGGGCGGCUGCUUGCUGGGCUCGAAGGGCUUAAACACGGCGUCAAAGAACCCCUCUGGUAGAGCCUCGCUGGGCCGCGGGAAAGACAGCGCCGCACCAGCCGCCGCGACAGCAGGCAUAGCGACCAGAGAGGAGAGGAAGGCUCGCCGCGGUGUGGUAGCAGACGGGACAUCUGCAUCAGCAUCACUCAGCCGCAUGCCCACCGAAGCGGAUCUUGGUCGCACUUUGGUAGGGGACGGAGCAGCGUAGAGGGCAGCAGGGGGACGAAAGGCUGAGGCGAACUCCAGCAGCGGGAGGCAUAAGACCGAUGCGAUGAGCCAUGAGGGCCUCCUGCUGAUACGAUGAUUGGAUCUCCAGUUGUGUUGAGGCUGUGCACUCUCCAGCUGUGAGGACGGCAUGCCCGUGCUGUCCUGGGAGGUCCACCUCUGCUCUGUUGGACUGCUCCUGCUGUUGGUCUGCAUCGAGAUCCCAGGUCCGUGGGCCCUCACGGCUCGAACGAACGAACGAAACCCAGCCUCCUUGGAAAC
Molecule: messenger RNA, 1654 nt
Organism: Vitrella brassicaformis
Lineage: Eukaryota; Vitrellaceae
Source: the annotation of a GenBank genome assembly